Molecule: messenger RNA, 4818 nt
Organism: Paramormyrops kingsleyae
Lineage: Eukaryota; Metazoa; Chordata; Actinopteri; Osteoglossiformes; Mormyridae
Source: RefSeq, a predicted model, not a curated record
ACAGCUUCUGGGGGUGGAGCUCCACUCUACAGGCGUCUGCAGCUGGACACUCUUUUGGUUUGCAAAGUGAAAGUAAUUUGCAGUUGGUGUCGCCAUUUUGUCAAGAAACGCGCAUAAGAUUCUGGAAAAAUAUCGAGACAUUUUUUUUUAUUCCAAGUGCAAGACUGCGCUGGUGAAAUAUUUCAAGUGGUCCGGAUCAGCACAAAAAUGAGAAAGAAGAGAGGAAAAAGAAGAACUGUUUCUGAAAUGAGCGCCACUGUGGAGGGUAAAACAAAGAGGGGCCCGAUGGAGAGAGCAGGCUCACCUGUACCCAGCUGUGUUUCCAUGAAGAGUGACUGGUCAAUGGAGCAUCCACGGCACUUCAGAGGGGGACCUAUUCCUCCUGAUCAAAGUGGCCCGAUGGAGAGAGCAGGCUCACCUGUACCCAGCUGUGUUUCCAUGAAGAGUGACUGGUCAAUGGAGCAUCCACGGCACUUCAGGGGGGGACCUAUUCCUCCAGAUCAAAGAGACCAAGUGGAAAGAUGUAAUUCAGAUCCACAUGAAGGAGAUUUAUCAUCCGUCUUCAAGGUACUAGAGGAAAAAGCCCAAAUGUUUCUGAAGGAUGAGCUGAGGAGAUUCAGAAGGUCCCUAGAUCAGAAUGACCCAGAAUGCCCUGAGCCUCAGCUGGAGGAGGACAGUGACCUGGACAGUGAUGGUCAGAUGCAGAAGACCUGUGGUAGAGAAGGAGCUCUGAAGAUCACACUGUACAUCCUGAGGACCAUGGAGCAAAAUGAUCUCGCUGACAGGCUGGAGAAGAGGCAUCUUCUGUCACGAUGUCAGCACAGAAUCAAAUGUAACCUGAAGAAGAAAUAUGAGUGUGUAUUUGAAGGGAAAGCUAAGGAAGGACAGCCAACACUUCUCAAUGAGAUUUACACAGAACUCUACAUAACUGAAGGUGGGACUGGAGGAGUCAAUGAUGAACAUGAAGUGAGACAGAUUGAAACAGCAUCCAAGAAAAGGCCAACAGAAGAUACUACAGUCAAGUGCAAUGAUAUAUUCAAACCCUUAUGUGGGCGUGAGAAACCUAUCAGAACUGUACUCACUAAAGGGGUGGCAGGUAUCGGGAAAACAGUCUCUGUGCAGAAAUUUAUCCUAGACUGGGCAGAAGGAAAAGCAAACCAGGAUGUUCACUUCAUAUUUGCUCUUCCUUUCCGGAACCUGAAUUUGAUUAAAGAUGAAUACAGUCUAAUUGAACUGCUUCACCACUUUGUCCCAGAACUGAAAUCAUUUGAACCUUCUGAUCUGUUUAAGUACAAAGUCUUGUUCAUCUUUGAUGGUCUGGAUGAGUGUCGCCUUCCUCUAGAUUUUCAGAACAAUGAGAGCUGGUUUGAUGUAACAAAGAGAAUGUCACUGGAUGUGCUGUUGACUAACCUCAUUAAGGGGAAUCUGCUUCCAUCCGCUCUCCUCUGGAUAACCUCCCGGCCAGCAGCAGCCAAUCAGAUUCCUCCUGAGUGUGUCCACCAGUUGACAGAGAUACGAGGGUUCAGUGAUGCCCAGAAGGAGGAGUAUUUCAGGAGGAGAUUUAGUGAUCAGAGCCUGGCUAGCGGGAUUAUCACACAAGUGAAAACAUCAAGGAGCCUCUUCAUCAUGUGUCACAUACCUGUGUUCUGCUGGAUGUCAGCCACAGUCCUUGAGAGGCUUUUUGACAGUGGAGAAAUGCCAAGGACUCUGACUGAAAUGUACACACACUUCCUGAUCUUUCAGACAAGUUUAAAAAAUGAAAAGUAUAUGAAAAAUGACAUCAAGCUUAAUGAAUUCAACAAGGAAUUCCUUCUAAAACUUGGUAAAUUGGCUUUUGACAACCUUGAGAAAGGCCAUCUAAUAUUUUAUGUGCAAGAUCUGACAGACAAUGGCAUUGAUGUCAUUGAAGCUUCAGUUUACUCUGGAGUGUGCACAGAAGUCUUUAAAGAGGAAUGUGGGUUGUAUCGCGAGAAGGUGUACUGCUUUGUGCAUCUGAGCAUCCAGGAGUAUCUUGCUGCGCUAUAUGUGUUUCUAUCAAACUCAUCACCUGACAUGCUGGAGACUGCAGUGAAUGAGGCAUUAAAGAGCAAGAAUGGACACUUGGACCUCUACCUCCGCUUCCUCCUGGGCCUCUCAACAGACUCCAGUCAGAAUCUGUUACAGCGGCUACUGGGACAGACAAGAACCAGCUCACAUAACAUUAAGGAAACAGACCAAUCAAUCCAUCCCUCCAAUUUCUGUACCCCUGUGUCCUAUUCAGGGCCGUGGAAGUUCAAAGAUUAUCUUGAAAGCCAUAAGUCCUUCGCAGAAUUUGACGCAAAAUACAGGGCCGACCCAUCAUCGGCUGAAUACAUCAAGUGGAAAAUAAAUGAGAAUUUAUCUACAGAAAGGACAAUCAACCUGUUCCACUGUCUGAAUGAACUGGGUGACAAUUCCCUAGUAGAGGAAGUACAAAGAUACCUUAAUUCAGGACAUCUGUCAGCAGAAGACCUCUCACCUGAACAGUGGUCAGCUCUGGCCUUUGUGUUACUGAUGUCAGAAAAGGAGCUGGAUGUGUUUGAUCUGAAGAAAUUCAUCAGAUCAGAAGAAAGAGGGUAUCAGCGCUACGAGAGACUACUACCUGUGUUCAGGAUAUCUAAGACAGCUCUGCUGAACGGCUGUAUGGCAUGGGGAUGUUGUGAGGUGGCUUCAGUUCUCAGAUCAAACUCCUCACCCCUAAGAGAGCUGGACCUGAGUGACAAUGGCCUGAAUAAUGAACAUCUGAGCAUGUUUGAACAGAGGGACCCAGAAGUGAAGCUGCUCUCUGCUGGACUGGGGGAUUCUAACUGUAAACUGGAGAUACUGAAGCUGUCAUGCUGUAAAGUCAGAGAGGAAGACUGUUCUUUCCUCGCUUCAGCUCUGAGGUCAAACCCCUCACACCUCAGAGAGCUGGAUCUGAGCAACAAUAAGCCAGGAGACUCAGGAGUGAAGCUGCUCUCUGCUGUACUGGAGGAUCCCAGCUGUAAACUGGAGAAGCUGAAUGUGGACCACAGUGGAGAGUGCAGGAUGAGACCAGGGUUCCAGAAAUGUGCUGACCAGCCUCACAAUCAAAGAACGAAACCGCACAAACAAAUAAACCACCAAAGAUCAUGCUUCAAAUGAGAAAUGAAAACGAUUUCACGCAAAGCAAGAACAUCACUGGUCAUUCAGCAAAGGUCAGAGGAGCAAUUUCCGCAUUAUGGAGGCGGAAAACCUGGACCGUGGGCAGGAUGAUCUUCUGGGAAAUCUGACUGAGCAGUCCCGUGUUAUUAAUCCUGGCAGAUUCCACCUAAAGACAAUGUUUGCUCAGGGACAGUGGUGUGGAGGAUAAUAGAGGAGAUCAAGGAGAAGCAUCUGUUUUUUUUACUUCUUUUACUUCCAAGAGGCCAGGUCACACAUCACUGAUGCGGAGAAAUCCCAACACUGACGCAUCUCUGUCCACGUACAGAACGAUCCGUCCGCCAGCCUUUGUCUACAUGAGAAAGCCGGAUGUGACCGACCCAGUUCCUGGUCCCCGCUGCAUGUGCGUCAUUUGUACAGAGAGGGCUUCACAAAGAUACCAUUGAUCAGCGCAGCCUGGGCAGGCAAAACAGCACUGUAAGAAUAUUUGUGGUCCGACAAGGGACCGGUGUAAAUAUUAAUAGAUGCCCAAGGUUUCAUAUGUCUUAUAGCCAAACUGAAUAGUAAAAACAAUGCUGCCAAAAGCACUGAAGCUGUCAAAGGCUUCAGAGGCUUCACACUCUCUAUAGCGACGCCAUUUUUACAGUGUUUAACUGCUUCAUUCAAAUGCUUAUCCAGUGCAGGGUCACACCAAGUCAGGAGCCCAUCCCAGGAACAGGGGCCUCAAGCAGGGGGGGUACCCUGGAUAGGAUGCCAGUGCAUGACAGGGCACAAACAGGCUCACACCCCCACCCGAGCUGCUGUGCCUCCCAUUAGCGAUGGACACAAUUAAUGGUAAUAUUAAUUAAAUGGGGAAGAGUUAGAAAUGGCCUGCACACAUAUGUGGGGUAUAAAUAGGAAGUCCGGUGUCUAGUUAUGUUUGCAGUGAAUUUAAGGUUAUCCACCCAGUGCAGAGUAUUUAGCCAGUCAUUCAGUCUCUAAUGAACCUGGGGGGAGCUGUGCAACUGCAAUGCAUCAUGGGGCAAAUGCACCAUAGUAACUUAUGGGAAAUUUAGAGAUACCAGUUCACUUAGACUACAUGUUUUUGGGCUGCAGGCGGUGACAGAGCAGCUGGUGGAAUCACCACAAACAUCCAAAUGUAAACACAGAACCAGGGGCAAGUUUCAAACCCAUAACCCUUGUGUUGCAAAGCUGCUCGGUGACCUCUCAGUCAUUGCACUGCAUCAUGGUGGAAUUAAAUCAUGAAACAAAUGAUUUUCCCCCAAAGGAUCUUAGAGAGAAAUACGUACAAAGGGACAUUGUGAAAGGGCGAUCAAAGAGGAGUAAAGGCCAGGCAGAGAUGGAAUGAGGCAGGGGAAGUGUUCUAUAAACAUCAUAAACAAUCAGUUUCUAGAUGUGCAAGCCCUUCUGACUGACAGCACAGUACACAGGGAGUUUCCAGCGUUGUUGAAAUCCAAACUCCUUUAUCCCUGACAUGAGCACAGACCAGGCGCAGAAUUCAGUCACACAGGUUUUCCCCUGAAAACAGCCAUAUCUUCUGCAGGCCUGUUUUGUUCAGUUCUGAAUAUGCAUGUGCUUGAUGUCACGCUUCUGCGUGUAGCCUACGGAACGGGAAUCCAUUCUAUCCAUAAGAUCCUUUCCGAUUCCCUGCAAACUGGGAACUUCCGUUGCUGCAGAGAA